AUGAUUCAAAGCGGCUUUCAGCAGUUACUCACCGAGAUGCAGAAAUUCAACACUCGUCUCACAGGCAUUGAAUCUUCCAACCAGAUCAUCCUUGGAAACCAGCAAGCGUUGAACGAACAUGCGCAGCAGGGCCAGAAUAUGCUGAAGGAGUUGCUGGAUGCAAUGACGGCAUCAGGUGUGGCCAAGAGCACAGCAGGCAAGAAGAAUAUAUCCAACCAACACCCUGCGUUAAAACCCAUCAUACAACCAAUAUUUUUCGAGCUGUGUGGAAUAGAUAUGAAGACUGCCCGCGCAGAUCGAACAGAGCUGCUUGCGCAGAGCUUACCUCUUGAAAACAGCGAUGCAUAUGAGACAUGUGGAGGCCGCAUUGGGGGGGGGAAAAUUGAUGAUAAAGUAAAUUCUUUAUAUAUUGCAGAAGUGGUUCAGCGUGUAUGGGAUAAUGAAACGUCGUUACGAAAUGACGUUAAGAAAAAGGGAGAGAUGAAGGAUGAAGACUAUGACUGCACCGUCAUUAGCACAAUUGCUAAAUCAUACUGGCGAAACCUCAGUCAGCAAAUCUCCAGUCACGUAUCGGCUGAGAAGACAGAGAAGCUCACCAUUAAGCAAAAAAACGCUUGUCGUCGAGGAAGACGUCAAACUGUAACUGCAAACCAUUGUCGUGAAGCUGUUCCUGACUUUGAAAAAUCCUAUGGGCAUCAAGGAUCAGUAGCGCUAAUCGAUACAGAUUACGGAUCUGAUUAUGUGUCAUAUGACGAGGGUGAACUGAGCCCUGACUCAGUAGAGCGUCGUAAGGACCAGAGUCAAGGCAAAGGAAGCCGAAAGGUCAUAGGGUUGGAGUGGAGAUCAUCAGCGUAUAUAGCGUUCCUUCGGGUCCUAGAUGAGAUUCACAGGCGUAGGAAGUCUGGUGAGAUUAAAGGGGGGGAACAGGAUGGACCUGCAGAGCCUUCAGCCAAGUGCUGCAAGAUAACGAAGCCAAAGGACGUACAUAAGGCCACCUUUGAGGCCCAUCCCUCCCAGAUGAGCUCUCGUCUCCCGAAGUCAGGCAAAUCAACAGUUCUGUUCAAUACAAUGGUAAAUGCGGCAUGGUUAGACAAACACAAGGAGGUGAAGGUAGUUGAAGGAGCGGAGUGGCUCAAGGAUUUUAACGGGAGCAUUCACGAGGGAGACUUGGCGGUAGACGACAAGAAAUAUCUUGAUGAGCUUGCGGAGUGGUACGCUGAUGAAGAAGAUAAUGGGAAUUAG
Suillus paluster is the source of this 1242-nucleotide messenger RNA. RefSeq lists its product as uncharacterized. The transcript is spliced from 6 exons. NCBI's taxonomy places the organism in Eukaryota, Fungi, Basidiomycota, Agaricomycetes, Boletales, Suillaceae. The record is from RefSeq and is a predicted model, not a curated record. Bases 1 to 1242 code for a protein of 413 amino acids.